AUGGCCAUGGGGGACAGUAUCCCGGACUAUGUGGCCGUGGCCGUUCAGAAGAACCAGGUGAAGAUGGCAGGUAAGUAUAACAGCAUGGACUGUAUGCGGUGUUUUGUUACCAUUCUUGAGUUUUCCAUGGGCUGCGCGCCGACGGAGUAUACCGAGGAGCUGCAUCAGUGGUUUCUGAAGCGGCAGUGUGGGAAGUGGAGACGCCAUGCUGCGGCGGAGCUCGCGUAUUUUGGUGUGCUUUCCUGCGACAGUAUGACCACGGCAUUGGGGCGUAUGAGGAGGGCUCUGAACACCACGUCUCAAGUGAGUGUCGCGACCAUGUAUGUAUUGUUCUGCGAGACGCGGCAGGCUAUCAACACGUAUUCGCUGCAUGGUCUUUGGUACCUCAUGGAGGCGUAUGACAAGAGCAAGUCUGUGCGGGAAAACGUUUCGCGUAUCCGAAAUGGGCUAGCAUAUAGUGUAUCGACGCUUUGUCACACAAUUCAGGUUUUGGAGGGGAUCCGCAGCUGUGUGGGUGUAUCACUCGCUGUGCUGCGGAAGUUGCCCUGCAAGCGCGCUGGCGGACCUUUGGAGGUGGCGUAUCAGUUGGGUCGCCGCCGUCUGUGUCCCAAGGUGGAAUUGGACGGUAUUCCAGAAUUCCGCGUGCUGGCGAGUUCUCUGAGCGUUGUGACUCAGAAGGUCCAGACGUAUGCGAGGCAGCAUACACAGCAGUAUCGCGGUUUGGUCAAGGCCGCAAAGGGUCUGGGUAUCAAGUACGGGAAGUCGCAUACUGUGAAGAAGCUCGCUGCGCUUGUGAAGCGAGGUAUGCAGAAGCCUUCAGGCACGGGGGCGCGGAAGAGGAGUUACGAGGAGCUGGUAUCCGCAGCUUCCCACUCGGAAGUGUAUUCCCCGCGGUUCCGCAUGACACUCGACCACUGCCCAGACUUCGCCCUGGCCGGGGCUGCGGCGCCGACGGGCGCCCCGGCCUCCGUGGAGAAGCCGAAGGACCAGAAGAAGCGGGAGUUGCUGAAGGUAUACGAGACGUUGCCCGCGCAGUUGCUCAACGUGUAUGGGCCUGCGAAGUUCGCGAAGUUGAAGGACGCGCAGGUAUGGACCCAGAUGCAGGAGCCGCUGAAGAGCGGGGCCGUAUGGAUGUCGGAGAUGUGCAGCAAGGAGCCGGAGCGGAGGGGUGUCGGUAUUAACCGUUUCAUUCACGCGAUGAAGACCUUCUGCGAGUAUCAGAAGGAUCCCUCGGUAAUGGCGGGGACCAAGGCGGUAUUGAAGGAGCAGAUGUAUAACGAUUUGUACAAAGAGAUUGAUGAGAUCCUGCCGGCCUUGCAGUAUUGCCUGGCACCCAAGAAGCAGCCUGAGAAGAAGGGUGCUGCUCUCCUCCGUGCGAGCGGUACGGACGACGCAGUGCUGGCGACCGCGAAGACGGGGCCGGAGUUGGACAAGUAUGCGAAGCAGGUCUAUGACUGGCUCGACAAGACUAAACUGUCGCGAGUCCGUAUGAUGGCCAAUUGGCAAAGUUGCGGGGGGUUGGCCUUUGUGGCUCAAUGCCACCAUCGGGCUACCACCUGUUUCAGGUAUCACGGCAACAGCUUUCACGGAGCUGGUCCAUCGCAGCACGAGGUAUCACUACAAGACUUCCAGGCCGCUGUGAAGCUCCGCCACUCGGUCGGCCACAACGGUAUGGACGUGGAGGGGGUGAGCGAGGUCUCCGGCGUCAACGACUUCUGGAAGGGCUUUCCCGAGGGCCGGUGUUGGAGGCGAAGUCUACUGAGUCGUGCGUGGCACGCUGGGGAGGCAGGUGCUGCAUUGCUUUAG
Molecule: messenger RNA, 1806 nt
Organism: Prorocentrum cordatum
Lineage: Eukaryota; Dinophyceae; Prorocentrales; Prorocentraceae
Source: the annotation of a GenBank genome assembly